GCUUUGCUCUCAGUAUUUAUAUAUAGGCAUAAUAGAGAAACAAUUAAAUCACAGUACUGGCUAUUGACAUUAUGGCCAAUUCUUGGUGUUGUUGUUGGUGGCUAAUCACACUCUUUUAACUACUCAACUCGACCAUGUCUCACCUUGAGAUGGUGCCAACCCCACCAUUGCCAAUUCUACCCCUCCCUUCCUUUUCCCAACUGAAAUGGCAACAAAGAGAGCUCAUAAUGUUCCUCCACUUCGGCGUCAACACGUUCACCGACUCCGAAUGGGGAUCCGGGCACGAAAACCCGGCCAUAUUCAACCCGGUGGGCCUCGCCGCCAACCAAUGGGUGGACACUGCCGUAGAAGCCGGGAUAUCGUUGGUAAUCCUCACGGCAAAGCACCAUGAUGGCUUCUGCUUGUGGCCUUCCAAGUACACUGAUCAUUCGGUCGUAAGAAGCCCUUGGAAGAAUGGCCACGGUGAUGUCGUCCGAGAGCUCGCCGACGCGGCUAAGGCCCGCGGCGUCGACGUCGGGCUUUACCUCUCGCCGUGGGAUCGGCAUGAUAGAAGAUAUGGCCAUGACUUGCCUUACAAUGAGUACUACUUGGCUCAACUACAAGAGCUUCUCAAAAAGUAA
Morus notabilis is the source of this 620-nucleotide messenger RNA. RefSeq names its product alpha-L-fucosidase 1. Gene Ontology annotation, molecular function: alpha-L-fucosidase activity. NCBI's taxonomy places the organism in Eukaryota, Viridiplantae, Streptophyta, Magnoliopsida, Rosales, Moraceae. The record is from RefSeq and is a predicted model, not a curated record. The transcript has a single exon. Gene Ontology annotation, cellular component: lysosome. Gene Ontology annotation, biological process: fucose metabolic process; glycoside catabolic process. The coding region runs from base 135 to 620 and encodes 161 amino acids.